Molecule: messenger RNA, 864 nt
Organism: Cotesia glomerata
Lineage: Eukaryota; Metazoa; Arthropoda; Insecta; Hymenoptera; Braconidae
Exons: 1
Coding region: 1-864 (287 amino acids)
Source: RefSeq, a predicted model, not a curated record
AUGUCAGAUGGAAAAUGUACAAAAAAUUUCCCUAAAGAUUUCACUAACGAUACAAUCACAAAUGUCGACGGAUAUCCAAUAUAUCGUCGAAGGAGUCCAGAUAAUGGCGGACAAUCAUUUAUUAAAAACAUCAGCAACACAGACAUUGAUAUUGACAAUCGUUGGGUCGUGCCAUAUUCGCCCCUGCUGAGCAAAUCAUACAAUGCUCAUAUUAAUGUUGAGUUCUGCAGUUCUGUGAAGAGCAUCAAAUACAAGUAUGUCCAUAAAGGCAGUGACAUGGCGGUGUUUAUAGUGGAAAAUACCAAUGUGAAUGCUCCUCCAGUAAAUAAAAACGAUGAAAUAACGCUCUACCAAAUAGGUCGGUACAUCAGCUCGAAUGAAGCUGUUUGGCGUAUCUUUGGUUUUCCAAUUCAUGAACGGGAUCCAGCAGUUUUUCAGUUAGCCGUUCAUCUUGAAAAUGGUCAGUGUGUAUAUUUCACGAACGAGACAGCGAUUGAUGGUGCUAUAAAUCCACCAAAAACUACACUCACUGAAUUUUUUGAUUUGUGUAAUCGUGCGGAUGAUUUUGGUGCCUUUGCACGUACUUUACUCUAUUCACAAGUACCACGCUAUUUCACAUGGGCUCAAACAAAACAAUGGAUACCCCGCAAGCAAGGCUCACCAGUUGAUGCAUGCCCCAAUUUAUUCAAAUCAAACGCCUUGGGGCGAGUAUUUACAGUGAAUCCAAGACAGACUGAGUGCUUUUAUCUUCGACUAUUGUUGGUUAAUGUUACUGGCCCAUUGUCAUUUCAAGAUAUACGUAAAGUGAAUGGGCAACAGCAUACAACGUAUAAAGAUGCAUGCCUUGCACUCGGCAAUUGUUGA